AUGGAGUCCGUCAUUCUGGAGGAGGAGGUUGACGCGAAUUAUGAGCCGACGGAAGAAGAGAUUUUGGAGUACGCGCGGUGGCUGGGAAUGGAGCUUCCGGGGGAGGAAGAGCUGCUGUGGGUGGCGCGGCAGGGGCUGAAAUCACCUCUGCCGCCCAACUGGAAGCCCUGUGGCACGGAGGACGGGGAGAUCUACUAUUUCAACUUCCAGACGGGCGAGAGCGUGUGGGAGCACCCCUGUGACGACCACUACCGCGCCGUCUACCACCAGGAGAAGGACAGGCUGCUUCUUGCACGCGGCGCUCCACCCCCUGCUGCUGCCAGUGGUGCUAGUGGUGGUGGUGGUGGUUCUGCUGCUGCUUCUGCUCGUGCUGCUGCAGCUGGAGGUGGGAGCCGCCAGCAGAAAGGGUCACCUGCACGCGCCCACGCCCAGCAGUCGCAGCUAAGGCCUCAGCAGCAGCAGCAGCUAAACCAGCAGCAACGCCAGCAGCAGCAGCAGCAGCAGCAACGCCAGCAGCAGCAGCAGCAGCAGCAAUGCCAGCAGCAGCAGCAGCAGCAGCAGCAACCAACAGCACGAAGCUCAGCCAGUAAAGAUUCGGAGAAGCUCCUACACCAAACCUCCUGGUCCCCCGAACCUCGCUCGGUUCAGCAGUCAGCCGCGGAUGCCAGCCUGGCUCGGGCAGGCUCCGUGCCUGCGGUGACGAAUGGCGCGAAAGGUCUUCCUGCUGAAUCUGAGGAGGAGGAGGAAGGAUUGGUUACCGCUAGCACUAGUGGUAACCCGGUUACCGCUGCUGAUGGUAACCCUGUUGUGGCACGUGUGGGUGGUGCUACCUCUGCUGGAGGAGAAGCAGCAGGAGGGAGAGAGGAGGGGAAGGGGAGGCGGAGGUCGUUGGAUGGGGCAGGGGAAUUGCGAGGAAUGGAACGAGGGGAGCAAGGAGGAGGGGAGCGAGGAGGAGGGGAGCGAAGAGGAGAGCGAGGAGGGGAGCGAGGAGGAGGGGAACGAGGAGGAGGGGAGCGAGGAGGGGGAGGUGUCAGUGGGAGCUUCAAAAGAGCCGAGAGUGGAAGUGGAGGUUCAAAAGCCGUGCUUCGUCUUGGUCCUGCUGGUGGUGAUGCUCCCAGAAUCGGGGGCAGUGGGAGCUUCAAGAGGGUUGAUAGUGGCGAUGCUAACGCGAAGGCCAUGCUUAAAACAGAAGGAUCAGGAGGGAGUGAGAAAUUCAAGAGGGCUGAUAGUGCCGAUGGUAGUGCGAAGGGCAUGUUUAAGGCGGAGGGAGUAAGACUAGGAGGCAGUGGGAGCUUCAAGAGGGCUGAUAGUGCCGAAGCCAGUGUAAAGGGCUUGCUUAAAGCAGACGGAUCAGGAGGGAGUGAGAAAUUCAAGAGGGCUGAUAGCGCUGAUGCUUGCGCGAAAGGCUUGCUUAAAGGCAAGGAUGUGAGACGCGGAGGGAGUGGGAGCUUCAAGAGGGCUGAUAGCGCGGAUGCUAAGGGUGUUGUUCAAAUUGAGGCUUCUAGGAAGGGGGGCAGUUGGGAUUUUAAGAAGGAUUGUAAUAGGAAGGAUAAUGGUGGGGAUAGUAAGAGGAAUGGCAGUUGGGAUCUUGCUAAGGGUAGUUUUAGAUGUGAAGAGGCAGGUGGGGAGGAGAGAGAAGAAGGAACAGAGUCUGGUCAGGAAGGGAUGGUCAUUUCGGACAUGGGUCAAAGCAAGGUAAGGGAAAAGGGAGUGUACGGGGAUGGUGGUGAUUUAAAGCAGAGACAUGAGUUGGUGUGGGAGGAAAUGCGGGAGGAAAUUCAGAAGGAAUUGCGAGAGGAUAUUGAGAAGGAGAGGGCGCGACUAUGGGAGGAGAUGCAGGCAGAUGUAAUGAACCAAUUGGAGAGCAGGAAACAGGAGCUGCUUGCUGACGUGGCGAGGAAAGUUGAUGCUGACGUGGCGGAGGAGUAUGAGAGGAUCAGGCAGCAACGGGCGGAGGAGAUUAGGCAACAGGGCGAGGUUGAAGCAGAGGUUAGGGAAUACCGAGCCAAGUUGAUAGCUUCGGUAGAAGAGGAGGAGACGCGUUUGCGAGAGAAUUUGAGGGAGAGUAAGGCUCGGGAAGUGGCUCGGGCCGAGCGUGAGGUUCGGCGGCUGCAGGAGGAACUGGAGGUUCGGGCGACCCAGGUGCUAGACUCGUUCCGAACCGACUUGCAGGUCCGGCUGGAAGGGGAGAAGCUGAAGCUGAGAAGAGAAGCAGUGCGAGCAUUAGAGCGAUGGAGAGAGGAACUUGAGAUGAAGGUUCAGAGGAAGGUCCAGGGCAUGAGGAUGGAACUACAAAUGAAGCUGGAAGCAACGAGAAGGGAGAUGGAGGUGGUAAUGAGAAAGAAAGUGGAGGAGGAGAGAGUGUGGCGACUGGAACGGCUGAGUCGGGAGUUGAGGGAGGAGGAGACCGAGCUGAGAAGAGGCUGGAAGGAGAGGAUGGAGAGAGAGAAGCAGAGGGUUCUGGGAGGUGGUGGGUCAAGGCGUUCGUUUGAUCUGACGGGAAAGUCAGCUCUGAUGGGGCUGGGGAGUGAGAGGAACGGGCAAGGCGUGGGGCUGAACUUGAGAGAGGAGGAACAGAGAGUGCUGGGGGGCGCACCAAGGCAUUCGUUUGACUUGACGGAAAAGUCGGCUCUGAUGCUGGGCGGGGUGAGGAAUGGACAAGGUGGGGGUUUGAACUUGAGAGAGGAUGAUCAGAUGAUGUUUGGAAACAUGAGGAGUCCGAGAAGGGUUGGAGGAGUGAUGGGGCAACAGCAGCAGCAGCAGCAGCGGCGGCGGCAGGUGGGGGAGGCAUAUGUAUGGGAUGGGUUUUUCGACAUGGACGAGCGCGAGAUCAUGUUGAAACAAGCCAGGCGGUUUGCAGCGGAGCAACGGCUGAAGGAGCGAGAGGGGGUGCUGGAGGCGGCUAGGGCGCUUCAAGCCCCACAUACUCCCCCACUCACCCCUUUCACUCCCCCUCUGCUUACCCGCAUCAUGUUGAAACAAACCAGGCGGUUUGCAGCGGAGCAGCGGCGGAGCUUGAAGGAGCGAGAGGCGGUGCUGGAGGCAGCUAGGAGGGACUGGAGGAGCCGUAUGGAGGCAGUUGAAGAGCUAUCGGAUCUGGAUGAGAAGAGGCGGAAGGUGCAGCACCUGAUGUUUAUCAAAGCCACGCUGGACCAGCACGAGAGGGAGUUGAAUGAUGAUGCCAGGAGCGUCAAGCAGCUGAGAAAGAGCUUAAUUGCCUUCUCCCGAAAUGCGGCUUCUGCUGGUAGUGGUGGCGGCGGCGGCGGCGGUGGCGGCGGUGGUGGUGGUGGUUUAAGUGGCAGUGGACUCUUAAGUGCCAGUGGUGGUCUAAAUACGGAGGAAGGGUUUUGGGCUGGGAGUAGGGGAGGGGGUAGGGAGCGAGUGGGCGGAGGGAUGGGAGGAGGGAUGGGAAGGGCGGUUGGUGGUAUUUCUGGAAAAUACUUAGGCAUCCCGCCAGGUGGCGGCGUGCGAUUGGACCAGAACCGCCCGUUGGUCAAUUUCCCGCCUAGUGCCAUCGUGUCCCCAGCCUCGUCGUUUGCUUCGAUAACGAACCAAGAAGGGAACCCGGACCUGAGCGACGUGAGCUACAACUCAGGUUCGGGGCUGAGAGUCCCUGCUGAAGCUUGUGCAGCGGGUGCAGCUGGUGCAGCGGGUGCAGCGGGUGCAGCGGGUGCUGGGGGUGCUGGGGGCUCUGGGCGCGUUUCGUCUCCCUUGUCCUCUCCUGUGAGACGAGAGAUUGGGAGGAGCAUGCUUGGUUUCGAGUCUCCUAAACGUGAUUCUCCCCUGCCUUCUCCUGUGCGGAAAGAGGUUGGAGGGAGCAUUUUUGGGGUGAAGGGUGAAGAGAGGAGGGUCGACGUGGGGAAGGGCACUACUGGUUUGACUGCUGCUGCUGCUGCUGCUGCUGCUGCUGCUGCUGCUGCUGCUGCUGCUGCUGCUACUGCUGGUGCUGGUGGUGGUGCCGUUGCUACUGGUGGUGCUGGUGCUCGUGCUGGUGGUGGUGGCGAUGCUGCUGGUGCUGGUAUUGGCAGCAGCCAAGGGAUUGGUCUGAAAGCGCAAGGGCGAAGUGUGGGGGCCGGAAAAGGUAGAGGGGAAGCAGGAGGGAGGGUGGAGGAAAGCGGAGCAAUGGCUGGAGAGGCAAAGAAGGCAAAGAACACCGCAAGAGGUGUUGCUGAUAACCCUCCACCGAGAAUGACAACAACUGUGAAGGAGGGGAGGCGGGGAGAGGGUGACGGGAAGUGGGGAGAAGGGGGGAGGCGGGGAGUGGGAGAGGGGAUGAAUGCAAGUGGCCAAGGAAAAAAUGCCACUGCUUCUAAAAGAGGGCCGGCUUUCGUUGGGAUGGCAGCAACAGCAGCAGCAGCAGCAGUGACAAGACCAAUGGAAGGCCAAUCAAUGCAGCAGUCAACCCAAAACGAGCCUACGUGA
Molecule: messenger RNA, 4422 nt
Organism: Closterium sp. Naga37s-1
Lineage: Eukaryota; Viridiplantae; Streptophyta; Zygnematophyceae; Desmidiales; Closteriaceae
Source: the annotation of a GenBank genome assembly